Molecule: messenger RNA, 12162 nt
Organism: Anastrepha ludens (Mexican fruit fly)
Lineage: Eukaryota; Metazoa; Arthropoda; Insecta; Diptera; Tephritidae
Gene: Ip6k
Product: dentin sialophosphoprotein
Exons: 9
Coding region: 2467-5724 (1085 amino acids)
Biological process (GO): inositol phosphate biosynthetic process; phosphatidylinositol phosphate biosynthetic process
Cellular component (GO): cytoplasm; nucleus
Molecular function (GO): inositol hexakisphosphate kinase activity
Source: RefSeq, a predicted model, not a curated record
AAAAAAAUUCACUUCAACUGGUAUAAAAAUCUUGAAAAAUUUUUUUUUAUCUAUUUUGUUAGUUCAAAUAGAAGAGAAUUUAAUAUUGAAGGGAACAAGCUAUAAUUCAUUUCAGAAGGUUCAUUAGUUUUUUUUUCAUUCAUGUACACCAAUUCAAAGCAAUCAUAAAAAUGAAAAGUCGAGAAAAGAAGAUAAAGUUUGUACUAUAGCUGUCCGGUCACAGCGUAACUACCUAACGCUCGCCUACCUUUGGCUUUGUAUCUACGGAAAUAUUGAGAAUUAGGCUCUGUAACUUUGUGUGAAUAUUCUGAAAUAUAUAAGGAAUCGCUUAAAACGAAAAAAAAAUAGAUUUUUUUGACCUUAUAAACCAGGCUCCUCCCUUAAUUCUUAUGUCUUUGCCAGGUUUACCAAUCAUAUGCAGUGAUUUGAGAUAAUUAAAUGAAGCACAUGGUGCAACAUUCGCUGGAGUCAACGUGGGGCUAAGACCUAGUAAAUAAUUUGUUUUCUCCUUGUUCACUCCUCACGGGUGCGUAGGGCCUCGACAAAUCUUGUCUUGAGUUGGUUUCGUUAAUCUAUUUGAUUUCUGACAGGGUAGGUGAUUAGCCUGUCGCUACCGGUCCUAAGUGGUGGAAGUGCCCACCUGUCGUUGCUUAGGAACAAGGAAUAGGCAUUAAGCAUAGGAACAACAAAGUAAAGAAAUAGUUUACGCCAAUUAGCAUAAAUUUUUCCGUGAGACAACUAAAUUUGUUAACUCGUAGUUCUGAAGUCUUCCAAAACCGCUUAGUCAAUAAAAGCGGCAAUUUAUCGGAAGAUUACACACUUCAUCUGACCUUAAUUUGAGGUAUUUACCAUACUUAUAUAUUAAGCGCCAGCAUAUAAUGCCAGUGGCUACAAGGUUAAGAAAGGCACUUGUUUAUUUUGAUUAUCGCUCUUCCGUAUUGCAAAAAACUACAUUCAUCCACUUGUACUUUGUAGCUAACGCCCGUGUAUUUAUAUUAUAUUUUUUUACACUCUAAGUAAAUGCUGACAGUACACAGUGACAAUUUAAUUUAAUGAAUUCACUUUAUUUAAACAUUUCAUCAGCACCUUAACAAUGACGUCACAAACAACAAAGCACUAUCAUUUGAGAAUUUACAACCAAUCAACCGGAGGUGUGAUGGGGAGGUGAUAAAUGAAAGCAUCACUCAUUCUAUGCGGUCAUGCUUACAUACAUGCCUUUGUGUGCAUGUGCCUACGUAAAUGUUGCAGACCAAAUGUAUGUAAAUAGAGGGCGCGUUUGAUUGGUUGCCAUGAGCAGUGGGCGAUAGCGCUAACGUGGCUGAUGAAUGGACUUCGUUUUCUUUGAUGUAGGUAAAAAAAGCUCACUCAAAUGAAACAAACGAAGCGCACUAUUCAUUAGAUGCACAUUAAAUUUAGUAAAUUGUACUCAAAAUAAACCAAAAAAAUUGUUUUUCUUCCUAAAAACAAAAAAAAAGUUCAUUGCAGCCUCUUAUGGUAUAGCUGGCGACUACAUGCUGUAGUUCACACUGGCUAAACAAUUCACUUAAGUUGACCAUGGCCAUGACUUUCUUUUUACGAUAAUUAUGCAUUUUUUGUGUGAAUGUAUGUGUUUGGCGCCUUUUUGUGGCACUAUUUUGGGUACAAACAAUAAUAGAGAGCCAGCGUAAAAAAUAAACUAAGGAACAUCUUUGUAAAUCGCUGCAAUGCUAUGGCGUGCGCUCUAAUGCGUACACGCUUAGACUUUGGCCAAAGCCAUUACGUGGACCCGCCAGUGCGAUUUGUGUGGCGUGCGAAGGACGUGUGCGCAGAGUGAAUUUGGCUAAUGGCAGCAAGUGCAAUUUAAAUGUUAUUACAUAAAUAAAACGCAAGUCAACAGACCGUAAAGGAAAUGAAAUGAAUUAAAUUAAAUUAGCUUUAACUUUUCUUAAGAGAAGAAUUUUACAUGCUUUGUCGAAGUAAAUAAAAUUUUUACAAAAUGUUGCUCAUACGCCAAGCCAACGACAACGAAAGACCUCAUACCUCAAGGCAGACAUUAGGCAAGCUGAACGAGCUGGGAUGGGAGCUAAUGCCGCAUCCACCAUACUCUUCGGAUAUUGCACCUUGUGAUUAUCACCUUUUCCGUGGACUCUAAUCCCAUAUGAAUAACAAGAACUACUCCUCAAAAAAGCUAUAAAAAGGGAUAUCGAAGCGUAUUUUGGCUUCAAGGACAAAAAAUUGUUUGAGCAGGGAAUUAAAAAUUUGCCUAAACAUUGGGAAGACAUUGUAUGUGUAAACCGGAUGUUAAGUACUAACUGUUUCGAAAUGAUCUACAAAAAAUUUGAAAAAUAAACACAAUAAGCCCUAGGUCAUCAUUAUCGUACCUAAUACAUUUAAAUCGAGGCAAACCAGUUCAAAACGAAAGCAAUUCCGUCUUUGCUACGGUGAACGCCAAAGUAGCUGAAUUUACACUGUUUUACGCCGAAGGGAAUGGUAUAUUUCUUGGGGGAUUGGGGCAUGGGAGAUUCUGACUGUGCGUCAUAUCAUCAACAUGUUCCAACAAUACAACAUACCGCUUUGCAUGCCCACAACAACAGCCACAGCCAUCACCAGCACCAACAGCAACAGCAGCAGCAACACGCCCAACAAAAUGAGCAGCAGCAGCAUCGUGAAUUACAUCUGCAAUUGCAGCAACAGCAACAACAACAACAGCAACAACAAAGUCGCCAACAUAUUGGAGAAAUUGCACCUACAUUAGGUCAAUUAUCGCCCCUACAAUUUGGCAGCGGUACUGUGGACACCACAACACUACUCGGCAACACACUCACAGCCGUACCACAACCGCAACAUUUAUUAAAUAACUCACCGCAACAUGUUGCCAACAGUACAUUGGUCACAGCCAAUUUGCAACAACUGUCUGUGAGCAGCAGUAGUCACAGUGGCAGUCACUGCUCAACGCCCAUUAAAUCGGCCGUGAUCGAUGCGUUCGAUAAGUCUUCUUAUCAACCACUGCAACAGCAACAGCAGCAGCAGCCGCAGCCGCCUAUCCAACAGUUACAACAGCAACAAUCGAUUCCAGCACAAGCGCAUCCGCUUGCCUCAGCGACAGCUGCUUUGCAUCAGUAUUUGGGUCGUCAACGUUCCGAUUCGUGUGCGGGUAAUGUUGGUGGCUGCACGAAUGCACCUGUGGCGCCGACUGCACCAGCGGAGCAUGGUGGUAACAACAACGGCAGCAGCAGAGGAUCCGCGGCCAAUAACUUCCUGCACCCUCAGCUGAGUAAGGAUCUCUUGGAAAGUGAGGAUGAAGUCGCACUGCAACCGCUCUCCAAUCAGGUUGGUGGACACACUCGCCUUUUGUUGCUGAAUCAAUCCACUGUCAUAAAGCCAUUGAAUUUGCGUGAAUUGGACUUUUAUCAAAACAUUCCGCACGAUGUACAGAAGUUUGUGCCCAAAUACAAAGGCGUGAUGCAAGCGACCACAAUGGGCGGCGCCAAAUUGGAAAAACGCUACUCGCCCAGUUUUCGCGAGGAGCCCGUGCGCAAGAUGAGCGCCACAAAGCGGAAGCGGGAUGAUGUGCUAAGGAUGAAAGUUCAUAAGAAUGGAAAUGCUGCCGAUGUUAUAAAAAGUAUUUCGCAAUUAGACAACACAAAUAAGCAAUAUUUCCUCAUGCUAGAGAACAUCACAUCGCAAUUCCGUAAUCCAUGCAUACUGGAUUUGAAAAUGGGCACACGGCAGCAUGGUGAUGAUGCUUCGGCAGAGAAACGCUCCAAGCAGAUGGCCAAGUGUGCGGCGAGCACAUCGGCAUCGCUGGGUGUACGCCUUUGCGGCAUGCAAAACUAUCAGGCCCAUAUCGAUCAAUAUGCCAAGCGCGACAAGUACUGGGGACGCGAAUUGGACGAGACUGGCUUCAAGCAGGCUUUGCAUGACUUUUUCUACAAUGGCUAUCGCUUGCGCACGCGCGUUAUCAAGAAGAUUGUCCAGAGGUUGCUGCAGUUGCGGCGCGUUAUCGAAAAGCAGUCCAGCUAUCGGUUCUACUCGUGUUCAUUACUUAUCGUCUACGAGGGUUAUGAGGAGAAUCCGUCGACCCAUCCCAUGGAUAUCGAGGAGUGGCUUACACCCACCACCCCCAAGUCGGCCACGAAAUCCGCUACUUUCGACUACCAUCCCGAUAACAGCAUCGACGAUGAUGACAUCGACGACGACGACGAUGUAGUGGAUGCAGAUGAUGAUACUGCUGGUCAUGAUGGCGGUGAUGAGCUGGAACUGCAUGAAACCGAUGAUGAUCUGCACAUGGUGGCGGCCGAUAGCGGCAAUGCUUCCGCUACCAACAGCAGCACUGGCGGUGAUCCCUGUUGUUACGAUGCCGAUGCCUCAAACGACUCCACAAAUAUGUCGGGCCUGAAUCGCCCCACGUUGCGUCGAAAGCGCGGCUUAACGGAAACAUCUCUGGAAAGAUCGUGUGGUUUCGCAGAAGCGGUCACACCUGUGCGUGGCUUCCAUGAAGACUCGGCGGCAGCAGUAGUUGUGGCACACACGGAAAUCGAUGCUAUAUCCAUGCCGCCACCAUCCUCUGCGCUGAGUGCAUAUAGCAGUAAUGUGUCUGCCGUCAGUAGCAGCAACACCAAUCCGCCAUUCAUUCCAAUUUCCGAAGAGACAAUAUUCCUCGAUCCCGAGCCGCCACUGCCAAGCGUCUCGACAUCAUCGCCGCACUCCGGCGACUCCUGGAUGAAUUAUAGUAGCAACAGCAGCGACGAUUUCUCCGGUUUGUCCGAGCAAAUCAAAGCGGUCACAAGUGGACGGCAGACGGGCGAUAAUAGCUCAGAUGAAGCCAGUUCCGACUAUGACAGCAGCAUAAUUGGUCAAACGGAAGUCAUGCUGAAGCGUUACAAAUCGCAGCAAGACUCCUUCGAUAUAUCGCCAUUGGCGCAAGCGACCGAGACGCCGCUAUUAGCAUCAGCACCACGGCUACCGCAAACACUCGCAACAUCUGCCUGUUCAACACCACCGUUGCCACCGAGCAGUGUCGGCAAGCUGCCCACCUCCGUUGCCAACUCUUCGCCCACCUCGUCCACAGCGUCAUCGCUGAAGUCAGUGCGUGGUGCAGUUAAGCGUCUGCGUUGUAAAGAUGCCGACGAUGAGGAUGAGAUCGAUGUCAGUGACAAUAAAAAGGACGCGAUUUCGACCUUUUCGCAAGCAAAAAAAUCAACAACUGCACUAAGCUUAAGCAGUGUGGUGACCAGUGCGGGCGGCAGCAGCAGUGCAGUUCCGGUGUCCUCAACACCGACCUCAGUUAACACGUCGCCAGUGAAGACACCGCUCAUGACACCCACCUCAACAACAUGCGGCACUGAGAGUACAGCGGAUAAGAUCAAGAAUACGCUGCUCGCGGGCAUGCAAGACAUACACAACACGUACAACAAUAAUAAUGGCAAUAAGAAUAAUCACUGCAAUAGCAUCAGCAAAAAGAAAGCUAACGCGGCGCGCUUGACACUGCAACAUGCCUCAAAAUCCUUAGAUAUAGUCGGCUGUCAAGCGGCCGCCACAAGCGAAGAUGCGCGCUGUCUAGUAGACGUGCGUCUAAUUGACUUUGCACACACGGCAUUUGUGCCGCGCAAUGGCAGCGGGCUGCUGCAACAGGCGGCGUCCAGCACCCCAGUGCACCACGGCCCAGAUGGCGGCUUUCUAACAGGACUGGAUAGCCUCAACCGCUUACUCAAUGACAUUCUAACCGAAGAGGUCAGCGUUUAAGCGUGCAUUUGCAGAAGAACUGCGUUGUGCGUGCAAAGGAGCGCCCAAAAAGGGCACGCUCAAUGAGCUCAAAGUGCAAGGAAAGCGCUGGAAGCUUAAAUGCAUUGCGCUCACGAAGACCUUGAGCGGACUGGGAGAUGUCGAAAAUCAAAACUACCACCAACAACUACAAAUAUGUGCAUACGGAUGUAAGUUAAUGAGCGCCGCCACCAGUCUAGAUUACAACUACAACUACCCCCAAACCCAAUGCAAAUGACUGAGUAUGCGGAGUGAAUGAGAAAUGUGGGAAAACUUUGAAGCGAAUGUGACUGCCUGAACGUUUAAGCAACUAAAUUUAAGUCUAAAAUAAAAAUUAGUAAUUGCAAUUAAUUUAAAAAAUGAGAAAAGUGGCACCGUGCAACCGAGAGAGAGAGAGAGUAAGAGAGAAGGGGAGAGAAAACUAAAGCUAAACUAACGAUACGCAUAGCGUUUGGAGCAAACUAGUAAGCAAAAAAGCAGUGUGUCUUUCCUAUUAUGAAUUUUAAGCUAAAAUAUAUUUUAAAAUACAAAUGACGCAGGGGUAGAAGUGUGAAGACGAAAAUUGUGCAUAAGCAGAAAAUUGAAGAAAGCUAAGGAUGAAUGAAAAAAUACAAUCGAGCAGAAUCUGGCUAUAUUAGCUGCUUUCGGACAGCGCGUAAAAAUUUUACGAAAUUAUAAAUUAAAAAAAAAAUCGUUAACUUGAAAAAUUCUAAAUGCAUAAUUUGGAACUGUUUUAAGCAAAUAUUAAAGAGAACUACAUAUGUUACAAAAAUAAAAGAGAAACUUUAACAGCAAAAUGUUUACCAUAUGCACAAAACGGCAUCCAAAUUAAAAAUAUUAUAACACAACUCAUAAAAAAAUAUAAAUAUUUAUAAUGGAUGACCGAAAAAUCUUAUUUAUGAAUCAAUGACUAUAACAGCAAAAUCCAUUUUUUGUUUUUUAAUUAACAUCCAUUCAUAAUAACAUAAUGCAGCGCAGCGCGCCUGUUAAUAAACAUUACGAGCGCGAAACGCGAGUAAAUGUUAAAAGCAAAAAUGCUUCUUGUGUUUGGUGCUAAAUUGCAGGAGCUGAUGCAAAACGAACUGGGUUUGUCGCAUGCAAAUACGAUUGACAAAAACAAAGAUCGAACUUUUAGUUACAAAAACAAAGCAUACAAGUUAAGUAACUUUUAAUUACGAAAACAAAGCAUAAAAAUUAAGUAAUUUUUAGUUACAAAAACAAGGCAUAAAAAGUUCAUUGAAAAUAAUUUUUACUUAGCGAUUAUUUCGCUAAACGAAACUUGCAGUUAACUGUUAAAUGUACUAUCUUUCAUAAGGAAACUAUGCUUUGACCAUGUAAAAACAACAACAAUUGCUAAGCUUAGUUUAAAGCCAAGCAAACAUAUUCGUUAUGUACAUUGCAAUACUGCUCAAAUGUCUUCCUCAUGCAAACGGAAAAUGACGUUAAACAGUGGCGAAAAGAAAAGAGUGUCAACUAUUUUCGUUUUUUUUCGCUUUAACAGAUUUCGCCAAAUUCUUUUUCGAAAGAUUGCGCUAAAUCAGAAGUUAAGUAGCAUAACAAAAUUAAAAACAAACAUUUUAAAAACAAAAACAAAGAAAGAGGUUCAGCUAAAAGAUUGUGGGCUUGUUCGAGAUGCAAUCACAGCCGCUGUGUUGAAGUAUCACGUUCGAAAGAAUUUCACUUGCAACUUUGGGUAAAGUAGAGCGUUCAAACUAAAUAAAAAAAAAAUGUUUCACUAUUGCGCGGAAAGUGUUUCAAAUCAGCAUCAUAAAAAAUAUCUUUGCACAAUUGCUUUAUUCUCUUUUUGUCCUUUUCAAUAGUAAAUUACCGUCAGUAUCGGAAUUACCAAGGAAAAUAUUUAUACAAAGCUCCAUUAUUCUUGUUUAUUUAUCCACUUUCGCGCAUCUAUGCAAAACAUGUGCCGAGCAUCAGAAAAGUAUCAGCUUAGCAUUUGCAACAAGGCUGCAAACGCUUAUAAGUACUGCAAUACUGCCGCUUUUAUUACGUGCCUCGAACACGCCCAGUAGCAGGCAAUUGCGUUGAUAUUUAAAGCAUGUUGGGAAGCAAGUGUAAAAGAGAGAGUACUAAAAACAAUCGGUUUUUACUAUUAUACUAUGCGACGCCCAGCAGCUCUGACAGCUGCGAAUAUUUAUGUUAGCUUCAGCAAAGAAACUCUCAUUUCAAAAAGUUCAAUUUAUCAUCAAACAACAAUGCAACGCAUAUGUUGUGCAAAAACAAUUGGGUAAGCUUUUAAUAACAACAGUAACAAGUUGUAAGAGCGUAAAAUACUACUAGAGCUGGCCAUAAAAAAGCACCGUUUUUUCAGAUGAGCAUGCAGAGAGCAUUGCCUGAAGACCGUAAAUUUCAUUCGCUGAGAAUAAAAACAAAAUAAAUGCAAUGAUUGGGGAAGCCUCAAAAUAUUACAUAGCGGUGUACUGUGAAGUAGCGAAGUUGUAAACUAUUAUUUUAAAUUACUAUUAAUUUAGCUGUGCGUUUUAUUCUUUUUUACGAUUUAAAAUCCCCAGAAGCAACUUCUAUAAAUUCAUUCAAAACUUAUUUUUAAUUAACGACAUCUUUUAACUGAUCUACGUUGCAAAACAAAAACAUAAAACUAUAAUAUUAAAAUAAAUAUAUUGUAUAAAUGCAAAAAUAAAAAAUAACGUGAAAUAAAUAAACAAUUUAAAAUAAAUCUAAAUUAAAUUAAACAUGAUGUGUAAUAAAUACUGCAAUAUAAUAAUAAAACUAAGUAAAAUAUUGUAAAACAAAAAAAAGAAAGUCAUGUAAUAAAUAUUAAAUAAAACAAACACAAAGUAGUGAAAUAAAGUAAAAUGUAAAAUAAAUUAAAGAAAAAUUUAAUUAAACUAAACUAAAAAAAAAUGAAUAUGGAAACUAAGUAAAACUAAUGUAUUAAAUAACAUAAAAAGCAAGCGCCUGACUGUUAUAUAGUUGGACGAAAAUAUAUUUGAAAAUAAGGAAUAAAAAUGUAAUAAUAUAUAAUGAAUAUAAAUUUAAGACAUAUUAAUUACGUAAAAUAUAAUAAAUUAUAAUAAUAAAAUAAAAGAUAAUAAUAAAAUAGAAAAUAAUUAUAAAAUAAAAAAUAAUAAAAAUAUAAAAACAAAAAAUAAUAAUAAAUAUAAAAAUAUAAAAAUAAAAAUUAAAAAUUAAAAAUAUUAAUAAAAAUAAAAACAAAGAAUAAAAAACCAAAAAUAAAAAAAAAUUGAAAACAAUAAUAAAUAUUUAAUAAUAAAAAUUAAAUAAAAAAAAUAAACGAAACGAACUAAAAUGAAAAAGUUACAUUUAUAUCGGCAUAUCAAACAGGUAGCAGCCAAGGCGAAAAGGGUUACUGCAUUUUUCGUGAUUUUGACAAGGCACCAUAAUAUACAAAACAUACAAACAAGAGGAAGGGCAAUAUUUAAAUUUAACAAACUAGUGAAAACGAAGUGCCGUGUGCCCCUUCUUUUGUUCGUAUGCAUGACGCCCCUAGCCGAAUAGGCUACCAGACUACCAUUUGGAGGACGUAGGUUCGAAUCUCGGUGAAACACCAAAAUGAAGAAAACGUUUUUUUCUAAUUGCGGUCGCCCCUAGGCAGGCAAUGGCAAACCUCCGAGUGUAUAUCUGCCAUGAAAAUGCUCACAUAAAAAAUAUCUGCCGUUCGGAGUGGGCUUAAAAUUGUAGGCUCCUACAUCAAGGCGCACGCCACGAAUAAGGGUGCAAGCGGCUUAAAAAAUUUGGUGAAUGGCUUGGUAAUAUUGUAAUUUGUGACAUUUAAAUUAAACAAACAAAUGAAAACGAAUUGCCGCGUACCCCUUCUUUUUUUUCGAAUAUUCUCGGGCAUGACUUCACAGCGAAUUCGGAAGGCGCAAUCUUGUAUUCUAUGAUUCUUGGCUAGCAGCAGUAGAGCAAAAACAACAAAAGUAAUGUAUUUUGUUUUUGCUUUCUAUGAACUAAGAUUGAUAGUUCAGAGUUACUUACAUAAGACUGGAGGAUUUAGUGACCAAAUAAAUAGAAGAAAUCAAAAAUGCAACCCUACUGCUGCUUGCUAUCUGUUUAUGUGCCUUGCUUUAUAUGCAUUUUGAUUCCUCUUGUUGAUAUCAUUAAGAAGACUUUGCGUGUGUUUGAGCUGGGCAAUAAUUACCGCAAUACUGCAAUCUCGUGUAUUCUUUGAUACUCUGUUGCUGAGGCCCACCUGAUAAUCUGCUGUAACAUGGCAGUAAUUAUUUUGCAUAGAAGGUGAUAUUUGUAAAAGUUGGAAAAGUAAUGGAAAUUUUGAUCUAUUCACUUUUUUUAAUUUUUCUUUUUUUAUUUUAAGUUUACAUUGCGAUUAAUAUUAUUAACUAACGCACUUUCUGAUGAGUUUGCAACCAUAGUGGCAUAACAAUGGACCCUCUGGCCUCUUGCUAUACACUUGUGGGUAAUUGCAAUCACCUCAACCUAACCUAUUUAAAUGAAAAUAAGAAGAUACAUUUUAAUUUAAUUUCUCUUUUAUUUUAAUUUUCUAGUUCUAAUUUUCUUUAGAAUUGUAGGCCUAAGAUAGGGAACUUCAAUUUUCAUUUUUUCAGUACUUUGCCCAAAAACAAAAUCGAUUUCUUAUUCAUACGAAACUAAUUUAAAAUCCAAUCCAAUCCAGCUUAGUUUUUUGCUGUAUUCAACUGUAAACUACAAUAGUAUUUAUUACAAACUUUACUUACUUUUCAUGCUCCAUCUCAAAUGUGCAGUGAAAUUUUUUGUGUUGCGUCUGUUGUGCUAGUCUCAUCACUAGAUCAGAUCAGAAUCAACAGAUUUUUAAUAUGUAAGCAAUUUAUAUAUGUAUUUGAUGGCCGAUGUGUGAUUCACAACUUAGUGCGGUUCUCUGUUAAGAAACCUAGCAUGAUGGAUUACUCAGUUUUUUCGUAAAAAAAAACCAGCUUGCGUCAGCCAAUCAGCUGAUCAUUUGAAAUUCGCUGAAAGCCGAUUAACUGCCAAAUUCAAACACACUUUGUUAAAUAUUUUUUUAAUAUUUCUCGUGGUCACAGUAGCCGAAUACGUUUAUACGUGAUUACCGUUCGGUAGGACCCGUAAUCGAAAAGGCCCUGUGGCCAUGAAACACCAAAAUGAUAGAAAAGGGUUUCUCUAAAAGCGCUCGCCCCUCGAUAGACAAUAACAAACCUUCUGCCAUCAAAAAGCUGCUCUUGGACAACCAUAGUAUGUCAUUCGAAGGCAGCAUAAAACUGUAGGUCGUCGGACAAAUCUGCACACCACAAUUUAGAGGAAGAGCUCGGCCAAACACCCAACAAAGGAUGUACGCACCAAUUAUACACAUAUGAAUAUAUAUUUUUUUUUAUAGAGGGUCUGACGUUGGUGGAAUGCUGUCGGAGUUUUCGCUCAGAGCGUGAUGCUCUCUACGAUAAAAAAUAACACUGCCGCAAUUAUUGCAGCUCAAACACACCUCUUUCGUAUCAAAAUUGCUAAACUGUAAAAUUAAAUAAACAACAAAAACAACCUAAAACAUCAAACUUAUAAUCAAAAGCGACUGCAGCUCUCAGUACAUUUCAGAGAGAAAUGAGGAGAGAAACGAGAAAAUAACUUACGCUUAUAAAACAACAAAAGCAAAUAGGCUUAUAAAAAAAAACAACACAAUGCCGAAUUGUACAACAUUGCUAAAACAGGGUCUUGUUAGUAAAGAAAAUAAUGUAAAUUUAAAAAAAAGUUAAAUGUUUUGGCAGAUUGCUUACUUUAUGGCGGAAAUCCACAAAAAAAAUAUUUGAAAUACACUACAUUUCUUUUUAUCAUGAUUCGUAUCAGCGAAAUACUUGCUUUAAAAUUGAUUACAAUAUUUUGUAAAUUAUUAUUCUAAUUUUUUUUUGGGAAAUUUUUUUUUAUGCAUCGCUUUGGAGCUCUUUUAUUUUUAUCAAUUUCGCUGUUAUCUUUGGAUGAAUAUUGUUGCAUUGCGUUGACCUUCCAACACAGUAUUUUUGCUUAGAAGCACGAAAACAAAUUAAAAUCAUUUUUAAUAUAAAACUACUUUUAGAGUUGACAUAGCAACUUAAUGGUGAUUAAUAAUUUUGAAAAAUAAGUAUGAGCAACAUAUAUAUAUACAUAUGUACAUACAUAUGUAUAAUAUAUAUAAAAUAUAAUAUAAUUAGUUAAUCCUGUUGCACUUACAAUUUUUUGUUGUAAACUGAAUAUUUUAGAAUAUAAAAAUUUAAGUAACAUUAAAUAAGGAAAAGUGUAAUAAAACAAAUUCAGAUAAACAGUUAAUACAAUUAAAUUAAAUAAGAAAAAAAUCAAAAUUUAAUCUGGCAUUGCAUCACAAGAUCUGCAAUUCUUAACAGAAGUUUGUUAGUGCAACAGCAUUGACUCACCAAAAACAAAAGCCAAGAAGAAAUAUUAAUAAAUAAAAAAAUUUUAAUAAAUAAAAAAAUAUUAAGAAAUAAAAAAAAA